AUGAGCACUUCGUUGCUCACUAAAUUGCAUGAAUAUUUCGGCUGCACGGUCUUGGAUUCUUGUUUUUGCAAAGAUGUCUUUCUUGAACAGGUGGCGUAUUUCUUGCAAACUUCUGCUUUAAUCCCACAUUUCGUAACGCUAUCUGAGAAAUGUAAUUCUUCAGAAAGCAUAUCCAGUGUUAACUUAUAUCAUCCUCUUAACGAUGACAGUGAUCACCUUAGAUUGCUUCGCUUGUUAAUAAAGUUAAGCGAAGAUCUUCACAACCAAUUAACCAGUUAUCUAGAGCCGUUUUGUGAUUCAGAUUUUCAGAUUUUGAUGAAUGACGGUAUGAUAUUCAGUGAAAUACAGGAUGUUGUUGCAUCUUUACUAAUUUCUAUUGAUGCUGAAGUUUUAUUGCAGCCUUUAUGGUACACAUAUUUGUGUUUGGAGCUUGAAUCGGCUGAGGCUGAUACUGAAGAAUCUAACAUAUUUUCUACUGUUAUAUGUCCAGAUGUUACAGGCGAAAAAAUGCAGGUGUUAUCAUUGGCCAGGAAUUUUACGCAUAACAAUUCUCUUGUCAAUUGGAAUAAUUUAUAUCGCCGCCUGUGUAUACCAUAUACGAAAGAGGCUUUAUUAUACAGAACAAAGUUAUUGUGUUCUGAAAACUAUUCUGAACGCUUUCUGAGUUCAAUUAUUAAAUAUAAAGAUUGUAUACUGAAGGAAGUCUUCCUGCCUAGAUUAUUUUCUAGUAAAUGUGAUACACUUGAUAUCAGUCUCGAACUGUCAGAUGUAGUUGUCUAUUCAGCAUUUUAUUCGGUUCACAAACCAGAUAUGUUUUCUCUAGUCAUUGAAUACCCAGACUCUGUCGCUGCUCUUAUGGAUCUAGGAAAAUGUUUAGAUCACCUACCAGUACGUCAAGAUUUGAUAGCUCAUCUUACUAAAGAGAUUCGGCACAGACUGUUGCAUCCUGGUGUUCAUACAGAACAAAUUUUGGCUGCUUAUAACUACCUAGUACGCGCUUUACGUUUGAUUGAUAACACAUUCCUGGUGCAAGAUAUUGUUUGCGAACCGGUUUCGGCGUGUCUUCGACAAAGAGAAGAUGCUGUUCGUUGUAUAGUAGAUAAACUUAUUUCGGGUCCCGAAUCAGAUACUGGAGAUGAUGAGGUGAAAACUGAAGAGUAUGCUGAUACAACUACAGAACUUCAUCAAGAGUUGUUAUUACCAAAGCCAUUAGAAGUGGAAUCGUUAGAUGGUGGUGAAGAAAGUGACACUGACAUUGUGUUCGAAGAUCCUCCUUUCGACUCAGAAGUAGAUACGGUUAAUCUAUCGAAUAAGAAUUUUGUUUGGGAUAAUGAUUGGAAAGCUGAUCCAAUAGAGGCUUUAUAUCAAGGUGGUGGAUCAUGGCGUCGAAAAUUGGAUCUUCUCAGCAUGUUAGUUAGCAUUUAUGGGAGUAAGAAAGCCUUCUUGGUUGAGUAUAAACAGUUGCUGAGUCAACGUCUAUUGAGGCAAAGAAGUUUUCAUACAACCAGAGAAUUAAGAAAUUUGGAGUUGUUAAAACUUCGUUUCGGUGAACAGAAUUUACAUGAAUGUGAGGUUAUGUUGAAAGAUAUUCGGGACUCGAAGCGAAUCGCCAGCCUAGUGUCCGAAUCUGCUGCCUCUGCUAGCUCAAAGGGAAAGCACACAGAACAAACAGACAAAUUAAACAGCCCUGGUUCUGUGACUGUCACUUCUAACAGUAAUACAACAACAACAACAGAUUCGGAUAAUAUUCAGAAUAAAGAUUCUGUCUCAGACAUCAAAACACUGCCAACAGUUGUAUCAGCCUCUGGUAGUAUUACUACCGUUGCUAGUCCUUCAAACAAAAAUAUUAUCUUUCCGUUGUCUGCUUAUAUUCUGUCAAUACACUAUUGGCCAGAAUUACUCGAUGUUAGUUUUAAAGUACCGGAGGCUUUUCGUCCUGUAUUUGAACAUUAUGAAAAAUGUUUCCAGUGUCACAAAGGCAAUAGAACACUUAAUUGGAUGCAUAAAUUGGGACUAGUCAAUAUAGAUUUGACACUUGGGAAGCGUACUAUAAAAAUCGAUGUGACCCCGUUGCAAGCGUCAAUUAUCUACCUUUUCACAAAACAACGCGCUUGGUGUAUCAGGGAUUUAGCUCAGAAACUAGAAACUCAAAUAUCAAGUAUCAGAUCAAGUCUAUGCAUGUUUAUUCAACUGGGAUUUUUAAGACCUUUAAAUUCACAAAACAGUAAUUCAAUGCGCACACUUGAUACACUGGAAGCAUAUGAAGUUUGUGAUGAGACAGACACCUCUGGUGGUGGUGGUGGCGGCGGUGAAAAGUCAACCGAUGCUGAUCGUUUAACACCUUCACAUGAUCCUGGUAAAGUCGUUGAUUCUCCUGCUAUUGAGACUGCCAGUAAUUGGAUUUUCUCAUCAGAAGAUAAUUCUGAUGCAAUUGUCACGAGUGUUAAAGAUCGCAAAGAAAAAGAAUUACAGGUAUUUUGGUCGUAUAUCACUGCUAUGCUGACCAACCUUGGAAGUCUUUCGUUAGAUAGAAUCCAUUCAAUGCUGAGAAUGUUUGCUCUCGGCUCUACAUCAAGCUUAGAAUUCAGUAGAGAUGAAUUACGCAAAUUUUUGGAUAGAAAAAUUCGUGAAGGCCGAUUAGGCUGUGAUGGCGAUAUAUACAAAUUAUUAUCACCAGAUGUGUAA
Molecule: messenger RNA, 2685 nt
Organism: Trichobilharzia regenti
Lineage: Eukaryota; Metazoa; Platyhelminthes; Trematoda; Strigeidida; Schistosomatidae
Source: the annotation of a GenBank genome assembly